CUUCCUUUUUGUGACGUAGUUUGUGGUUUCGCCUCCAGAACUCGCAGACCGUUUUGUGCAAACAGAAAACUGAAAUCCCUCCCUCCAAAGAGAGCUCAGCCAGCAGCUGUCAUGGCAUAUCAGCGCAGUGGAAGCAACUUUGUUGAAGUGCAGUAGUUUUUAGUCCCGUUGUGUUGUGUGUGACCGAUUUUAAUCCGGAUUUUGGUGCCCAGACAGCGUAUGAGUGUGGGCAUCACUACUGCAAUUCGAUAUCCGUGUUGACCAUCCAGACUCGACCAUAUCGUUGUCUGUUCGUCCGUCUGCUUGUGCCCAGCCGAUGCGCAUCAAUCGCUUUCUAAUUUGAACCCCAAGCGCGACGAAGGCCUGCGCGGCUGACUGAAGAAGGCGCACCCCGAAUUCUGGCGUCCACUAUUGGUGCCGGGGGCGUGGGCAUGGAAGACGAGCUGGAAGAUAAGAUUCUCUAUCAGACCUUCUUCAAAUCGCACAUGAAGCUCCUCUCGAAGUUCGCAGUCGGCAUCGGCCCGCUCAACAGUUCGGUCGGUUACGUCUGGAAGGUGAUGCGGGUGUAUCUGCUCAAGCCGGAAGUGCUCAUCGCCGGGCUGCUCAUCUUUGUUUUUGUGCUUUACCUUCAAGCGAGCGAGGUAUGGAGCCGCGGGAUCAUCGGGAAGAUCAGCAGCAGCUUCGGGUUCUCGAACCGGGCUGGGAGUCGAUCUGGUAAGCUAGCCCUGCUUAGCUCCGCAGCCGAGAAGCACAGCUGGGAGGACAAACGGGGCACCAGUGCGGUGUAUGCGGUGCAAGGUCGUCGGCCACGGAUGGAGGAUAGAUUCGUUAUUGACGAGAACAUCAACGAAACCGGCAUUUCGCUGUUUGCAAUAUUCGACGGACAUGGUGGAGAAUACGCCGCAGAUUUCGCCAAAUCCGUCCUGGUCACGAAUCUCAACAAAAAACUGACCCAAUCAUCCAACGUCGCUACCGGAAAAGAAUCUUUCAAAACGGCGAAAGAAGAUGACUGCACCGACUCGAAGGACGUCAAAAAAUCCGAUGAAGACCCAAAGGCAGAGAUCAACGAGAGGCACAAGCUUAAAACGGACUCCCCCGGCAGUUCACUGAGCCAGAGGAGGCAAAGCUUCAGAAAAGCCAAAACCGAAGAUGGCAUGGAUAAAUCUGGGAAUGCAGGUUCCAACAACAACGGCAACAACAACGCCGCCCAACAGCUGGAAACCGACCUGCUUAGCAAAUACAUGGGGAACCAGUCACCUGCCCGGCAAAUCACGAAAGAAAACCUGCUGAAUGGUGGGAAAUCCGGGCAGCAACAGCAAAACACGAAACCAAAAACCUACGAAGCCAAGUGCUACGUGCAAAAUGGAAGUAUUAACUACGGUAAGAUCAUCACCGACGAAGUCCUAGCGGCGGAUUACGAUCUGGUUGAGAUGGCGAAAAAAGUUUCAAACUUCGCCGGAACGACCGCCCUGAUAGCGGUGCUGCAUCACACCAAGCUGAUCGUGGCCAAUGUGGGUGACUCGCGGGGGGUCAUGUGCGAUCACAAGGGCAACGCGAUACCGCUUUCUUUUGACCACAAACCGCAACAGGUGCGGGAACAGAAACGUAUUGCCGAUGCCGGCGGAUUCAUCUCGUUUAAGGGCGUUUGGAGGGUGGCCGGCAUUUUAGCCACCUCUCGAGCCAUGGGAGAUUAUCCGCUCAAGGAGAAAAACCUAGUAAUAGCCGAACCGGACGUAUUGUCCUUCGAUCUUAUCGAUCACCGACCAAUGUUUGUUAUCUUGGCUACCGAUGGUUUGUGGGAUACCUUUACCAACGAAGAAGCCGUCGCUUAUAUCCGGGAACGGUUAGACGAACCCCAUUUCGGAGCCAAAAGCAUCACCUUGCAGUCGUACAACCGUGGCUCGGUCGAUAACAUUACAGUGCUGGUGAUCGUUUUCCGAAAUGGUCGCUACGAAAUUGGUUCCUCCAAGUAAAAAAAAAAAAAAUAAAAAAGGAAUUCCAUCACAGCAUCAGCAGCAGCAACAAUCACUUGUAGCUUAAAUGUAGACAACGCGGAAUGCGGCAGGAGUGAGAAAACAGAAUCUACUGUUUGCCUUGGCCACCUAGCAAGAUGGACACCUUUCAGUGAGACUCACCGAUCAGAUUAGGAUUAGUGGUUAGGUUUUACGUUAAAGAUUUCAAAACGAUAUUAGAUACGACACGUCUUUCAGUGCGGUUGACGGUUUUGAAUUGUACACAACGGAGUUUUACUUUCUAUCCAUGGAUAUCUAAUUGUAAGUCAAAUGCAAGCCCGGAUGAUCUCUCACCAUGUCCUUUUUGAAGUCAGGAAAGCUAAAAGCUAAAUGAAACAAAAGAAAAAGAUCCCCAACCUACCCGAAUGUCCAACUGUUAUCUGCAGCAGUUUUAUUUUAUUGAGUUGUUAAAAUCUUAAUUUUAUUUUUUAACGAUUACAUAUUAUUAACUAUAACUUAAUUCAAUGUAAGUUUUCUCUUUACUACUUCGACUCCGACCCGUACCAGAUAUGGUCUUAUAUCAGAUAUUAAGCUAUUCGCUUUUGUUUGACUAAAUCUAAGUCCUGAAAAUUUAAGAAAAAUACACUGAUAUCGAACUGGUUGCUAGUAGGAAGACGAUUCUGGUCGCAGAAUAUAUAUAUGUAUAGGUCAAUAUUUUUUUCACUUCACUAACACGACCUGUUUGACAAAAAUAAACUAUCUUGGACGAAAAUCAUACAACCAAUCAACAUUUGCUCAAAAAAAACUAACAAAUGUUCAGAAUCAAUGAGCUUUGGGUAAUUCUAUUUAACUGUGCCUACAAUUAUAAAAUUUAUAAACAAAACCAGAAGUGAAAGACAAAUUUUGUUUGGUGCCAAAAGAAAAGAAACAAAAAAAAAAACGAAUCUUCAGCUCAAAUUGAUUAAGGAAACACGAAAAACACACAUAAACUUCUAGGAGCUGGAUUUUUAAAGAGUGACCAUCAAUAAUGGGAUUAGGCAAAGUUUGCAAAUCACCUUAGGCAACUACCUACUAUCUAGCGCACGGCUGUUUAAAAUCAAUCGACAAAAACCAAAUAAAAAAAUCUAUCAAAAUGAUAAAUUUCUCUAAAAAUGUA
Uranotaenia lowii is the source of this 3108-nucleotide messenger RNA. Its product is annotated as protein phosphatase 1L. The transcript has 5 exons. Gene Ontology annotation, molecular function: cation binding; protein serine/threonine phosphatase activity. Gene Ontology annotation, biological process: protein dephosphorylation. The record is from RefSeq and is a predicted model, not a curated record. Bases 432 to 1973 code for a protein of 513 amino acids. NCBI's taxonomy places the organism in Eukaryota, Metazoa, Arthropoda, Insecta, Diptera, Culicidae.